UGAGCCACCAUUUGCAAAACCAAUAGACAAUAUUAGCAUAACAACAUCACUAAGAAAACCAUGAAGCUUCCAUUAAUUACUCUUUCUUUCUUCCUAUUUUCUUUUCAAACAACCUUAUCACAAGAGAUUCAACAAGUGAAAGACACAAAUGGAAACCCAAUUUUUCCAGGUGGAAGAUUCUAUAUUCAGCCAUCAAUCUUUGGACCAACAGGCGGUGGAGUAAGUCUUGGUGAAACAAAUAAUUCAGCAUGUCCAACUACCGUACUUCAAGAUUAUUCUGAAGUUAUCAAUGGUUUAUCUGUGCAAUUCAAAAUCCCGGGAAUAAGUCCUGGUAUAAUCUUCACAGAUAUAACACGAUUGAAUAUUGUAUUUGUAGAGAAGCCAGACUGUGUUGAAUCAUCCAAAUGGGUUGUUAUUAGUGAUGGUUUUCCUAGAUCUUGGAUUGGUAUUGGUGGUGUUGAAGAACAUGGUGAUGAUAUUUUAGAUGGUUUGUUUAGUAUUCAGAAACAUGGUUUUGGAUAUAAACUUGUGUUUUGUCCAAGGUUUACUGCUCCACCUGGUGUUUGUCAUGAUAUUGGUAGGUAUGAUGAUGAGAACGGAAGACGUUUGGUUCUAACGGAUAAUAAACCCUUUGAAGUUGUGUUUGUUGAUGCCACUGAAAGCUCUAUAUAGUAUGCAUCUAUCUUUAGAAAAACCUUCCUCUAAUAUUGUUACAAAAUUAUACGUCUUUAUUCUCGGUCUUUCAAUAUUAAUAAGAUCUUUACUAAUA
Messenger RNA from Lathyrus oleraceus (garden pea), 769 nucleotides. Its product is annotated as kunitz-type trypsin inhibitor-like 2 protein. Gene Ontology annotation, molecular function: endopeptidase inhibitor activity. The record is from RefSeq and is a predicted model, not a curated record. The transcript has a single exon. Bases 61 to 672 code for a protein of 203 amino acids. NCBI's taxonomy places the organism in Eukaryota, Viridiplantae, Streptophyta, Magnoliopsida, Fabales, Fabaceae.